Molecule: messenger RNA, 2557 nt
Organism: Eptesicus fuscus (big brown bat)
Lineage: Eukaryota; Metazoa; Chordata; Mammalia; Chiroptera; Vespertilionidae
Gene: KLLN
Product: killin, p53 regulated DNA replication inhibitor
Source: RefSeq, a predicted model, not a curated record
AUGCAUUGCCUCCUGGAGGGCCGAGCAUUUUCCCCGCGGGAGCUCGGGUUCGGUUCACCGCGUCCCACUCAAGCUCGGUCCUCCGCUUCCGCGCCCCGCCCCCUUUGGGCCGCCGAGAAAAGGCGAAUGGGCGGAGCGCCCCGGGGCCGGGCUCCGCGCUCCCGGGGCUGGGCGGCGAGCGCCGGAGGCCUGGAGUGGGCGGGCCGAGGAGACCUAGGAGGGUUCAAAAGGAGGUGGAGGGAUACCCGGGCCACGGCCGGAACUACUUUCAGGAGGAGGUCACGUGUGCUCCGAGUUGGGGAACUUUCCAAAUUCCCACUCCCCUAUAAUAGCUGGAGAGGCGAGUGGUUCGCUUCCUUCGCCCGGGGUGCGCCCGCCGGGUGCAGGCUGCGGGGCGCCAGGGCCUCCUGGUUCACGAGGGGAAAACUAGCUCGGAAGAGCCUCCCACCGGAGCUCUGUGGGGGCUGACGACUGGGAAGCUGGUUACACAAGCACCCACAUCCAAGCACGUGCCCCCGCCUUCCUGCACCGCUGCUGCCGCCGCUGCUUCUGGCAGACCUGGGAGCGAGAGUUCCCAAGCUGCUCCUACCUUCCUAGCUCUGGAUCGGCUAACACUGCGCACUCCCUACCGCAGGAGAAGGGGCUGUGCCCCGGGAGGUCUGUCUCUUCCUCGCUAGUGCCCAGGGCGAACCUUCCCGGUGCCGUGCUCGCGGGGCAAGAGGGUAACUUUUGCAGCGGCCUGCUGCUACUGGAAUACACCGAUGUUGCAACAAACUUCCAGGCACUAACCCUGAGCUGGUGAGCGCGCCCCACCUACUGUAAACUCGGCAAGUAGCAAGUGACUUAUCUGGUCGGAGAACCUAGUCAAUGGCCGUCAGCCCAGAACAAACCUGUCAAGUCUGCUUACAGCCCCAUUAGUGGACCUAUCCCUGUGAGAGAGCUGGUUCUGAAAGCCUGAGAACUGGAGCACUUUUACCGGGACAUUGAUCAGCUGCAAAAACGAGUUGUCCACCUUCUGCUUGGAGAAAAUAGGCAUCAAUCAACACCAAUCUAGGAAUGUCCUCCUUUUCUUUCCCCUGGGAAGUAGAACUCAAGGAGACAAUUGGAGUCCGAAGAUUGUGUUAAGAUUUAGGCUGAGGGACACUGGGAGAACAGAGAUCAAUUUGUAUGUGUAUUGCAGUAAUUGGGAGUAGAUGCCUAGGAAGGCCUAACGAGGAUUUAUUCAGUAUAUGAGAAAGAAGAUUGUAUAUGAGUACAUCAUAGUUGCAGGCAGCCCCUGAAGACUAGAAACCUCAAGAGACCUAGCUUAGAAGCCACAGGCCAUUACCUAACUCCAAGACUACUAAUUAAACCUUACAAUGUUCUUAGCGAUCUCUGAGGCUCCAUAAAUCUGGUAAUUUAAAUACAACAUCCUUUUAAGAUGGGUCUGCAAGAAUUAGCAUCCUGCUGAACCUUCAGUGUUGAUAUUUACUGGAAGCUGAUUUUGUGCAUGGUCCUGGUGGGCCUGGGGGAGACAAGGAUCAUAAGUUGAAAGAAAAUGGAGAGCAACCUGGGAAGAGUAGGAGAAAAGACUACUCCUACUUUGGUUUCCAAGGAUGAAAAUCCUGUCCACGCAGCCUAGUGUGAGCUAGAGACUUCUUUAUUUUACAAAUAACCAAGGACAAAGACUCUCUGAUUUCUAGAUGUCCCACUAGAUUUCAUUAUAAGACCCUGCGCUGUGCUCAGUUGAAUAUCCACCACUGCUUGGUGGGGAAAGGCAAAGUGAAGGGAAGUGGACUGGGGAGGAGUAAAAUGCUCCAUGUUAGUUUCUCAGGAUGCUGAGCUUGUCCCCAGAGUCCCCGGAGCCUACUCAUUGUGAGGAUGACUUUUCCAGCAUCUAAGAAGUUCUGAAAUCCACACCUGGGAAGAAAAUGGGUUCGUUUCUGCCCUGUUGGAGUUAGGCUUGUGGAGAAAGGAUUCUUUUCAAUCCCCACCAGUGAUUCUGGUGCAGAGAGGGUGUGCAUCACCAGCACUAAAGUGUGGGAAUAUGAGACUGGCCUUCAAGCACUUCCAUCAGCUAAAGGGAGAAAAUGGGAAAUAGUUUUGCUGCUACUCUAAGCACUGGGUCUCUCUACUUUUCUCUAGGGAUGAAUGAAAGGAUCACCAAUGUUGGCAGAUAUUUGGUCAGCCAGACAGCAAUAUCAGGUAGUUAUUAGAAGUUGCUGAAUAAAAAUCUCCUCCCCUUAAGCAGGUUCCUGAAGGAAAAUAUAGAUGUGUCCUUUUUCAAAUUUUGUUUUUCUUCUUUUUUCUUCUACCCAAUAAAUCUCCUUACCCAAGUGGGAGGGCUGGAACCUCUAUAUAGCUGACCCUAUAUAUAAUGUACCGAAAGUUUUUUUUAAAAAAUGUUUUUAAAAUUCAAUACCUGCUUGUCUGUACCUUAUAUUAAUUUCCUGGUUUUGAUAAUUAUGGCUCUGUAAUUUAUUAAGAUUAGGCCAGCUGGGUGAAGAAUAUACAUAAACUCUGGAUCAUUUUUGCAAGUUUUUUGUAAGUCUAAAAUUGUUUCAAAAUAAAAAUUUUA